Raphanus sativus (radish) is the source of this 1085-nucleotide messenger RNA. RefSeq lists its product as uncharacterized. Lineage: Eukaryota; Viridiplantae; Streptophyta; Magnoliopsida; Brassicales; Brassicaceae. Gene Ontology annotation, cellular component: mitochondrion. Bases 70 to 864 code for a protein of 264 amino acids. Gene Ontology annotation, biological process: translation. The transcript is spliced from 8 exons. The record is from RefSeq and is a predicted model, not a curated record. Gene Ontology annotation, molecular function: ribosomal large subunit binding.
UUCGGUCGUGGUGGUGUGAUGCGAGGGUUUUAGCGCAGUCGAAGCAAGGGGUUGUUCGAAAGUUGAAAGAUGGCUAUGGCUAUGUUCGUGAGACGAGCUGCAUCUACUCGAAAUGCGAUUGCCUUUCUCAGAAUAUGCUCUUCCUCCUCCUCCUCUUCCUUAGUUGUUGGCCGCGAUUUCUCUCACAAGGCCACCCUCAGAAGAGCUCCAGAUUUGGAUUUGAGAUUGCCCAGUAGUUUUCUCAGUCGAGGCUUCGCCAAAGGCAAAAAAUCAAAGGAUGAUUCUGGAAUGGUGGACGUAUCUCCGGAUAUUGGGCCUACCGUCAAAGCCACUGCCACUUCUCAGAUGGAGUCUGCCAUUGAUGCCUUGUCUCGGGAUCUCACUAAACUCAGAACUGGACGUGCUGCUCCAGGAAUGCUUGAUCAUAUUGUUGUUGAAACUGGUGGCCUCAAAAUGCCUCUCAAUCACUUAGCUUUGGUCUCUGUCCUCGAUCCUAAAACUCUCUCUAUCAAUCCUUACGAUCCUGAUACUGUUAAAGAGCUUGAGAAAGCAAUUGUCUCAUCUCCAUUAGGAUUAAACCCAAAACUCGAUGGCCAAAGACUUAUUGCAUCUAUCCCUCCUUUGACCAAGGAGCAUGUUCAGGCUAUGUGCAAGAUUGUAACCAAGUCCAGUGAAGUUGUCAAGCAAAGCAUAAGAAGGGCACGUCAAAAGGCACUGGACACAAUAAAGAAAGCAGCCUCAGGUCUACCAAAAGAUGAAGUGAAAAGGCUGGAGAAGGAUGUAGAGGAGCUGACGAAGAAGUUUGUAAAGUCAGCAGAUGACAUGUGCAAGUCCAAAGAGAAUGAGAUCACCACUCAAGCUUGAUCUCAGUUUCUGCUGAACACAUUUAAGCCUUCUUUUACAAAACUACCUUAUAUAGAUGACACAAAGAAUUCAAUAUUUUUUUUUGAAUGUUCAAUUUGAGGGUCUUGAACGCAGUUUGACCGGCUGAUACACAGGUGCUGACAGGCCCUUCUAUAGGGCCUGGAAAUGUCCAUUUAAAUUAUUGUUCUCUUUCAAAUAAGUGGCAUGUCUGUUUUCUUUUA